UUUGCAGUUGCAUUGUCUUUGUAUGAGCCCUAGAUUGUACUCAUUCACAUGGCUGCAUUAAUUGAUUCUACCUUGGAUUCCCAAUCCACAUGUACGUAGUUGCUCCUUGAUGCCAUGUAAAUCGCGCUGGUAUUUGAUCCUUUUUCCGUCUGGAGUAUGCGUGAAAUGAUUCUGACGACGAUGGUGGUGAUGCUGGAGGUGAUGGUGGUGCGGAUGAAGACCUAAUGCAAAACGACAAGGCGCAACGCACAAAACGCAUCUGUCUGUCCCGAGUACCGAAACGGGCUCACGCACUGACUGACACGAUUUUUAAUGGCAGCAACCGCUGCGCAUCUCAAUUUACAGACACAAAGCAUCAAGCCCAAGCGCCGACGCUGCCGUGAGAUUACCAUCACUGCGUCGUCCGCUUUGGAUUCUGCUGCAGCUCCGGUAUCAUCUUCGUCUGCUUCCGCCGCGGGGUUUGCUGCUCAGGGACAGUGUCAGAGUCGCAGACUUGAGACCCCCAUUGUGGUGUCUACGGACAGUUCCUGGUGCUGCUCCGCUUCUAAACCUACUAUUCCGACGCCGGUGGAAGGCGCGGCGGCCUCUUUGUCAUCGUUGAUAUUGUCCCCUCAAAUUCCUUCCUCCCCUUCAGAUCUGAAGAUCCUUCGUUCUCCUUCCACCAUGGAUUAUUAUAAUUCCAGCGUCUACGGUGGAGUUCCUCCAACCGCUACAGCCUCGUCCGCCUCGGCGGAUAAUUUUCCGUCAUCGUUAAGCAAAUUUAACUCUGCGCUCACGGCGGGCCUCCUCAACCCAAUGUCGCCUCCGCCUAUGGUGGAUAAAACCCGUUCAAGCCCUACCCUGUUCGAAAUGAUGGCAAAUGAACCCGAUUGCCAUCCAAGGGCAACAGCCAUCGGCCAAAACGGCGUCGUUUCAGCUCAGAACCACCAAGGCGCCAGAUUCACAGCAAAUCCACCACUUCAAGACAAGAAGGCAUUAAUGCAGCAGCGGUUGAUGGAUCUCCUUGCAUCAAGGAGCCCUGGAAACCAGUUUAACGAUGCAGUUUCGGGCGAUGUGAAGCUGACCUUGAGCUCUAAGGAUGGGAUUAACGUUUCGAUAAGUGUUCAUAGGCAGAUCCUAGUGGCCCACAGUAGAUUUUUUUCUUUGAAGUUGAACGAGAAGUGGGUGAGGCAGCAGAGGAGUCCAGGACCCUAUGUUGUGGAGAUUGUGGAUUGUGACGACAUUGAGGUUUAUAUUGAGACUCUGAGGUUGAUGUAUUGUAAGGAUUUGAGGAGAAAGCUUAUGAAAGAGGAUGUUCCCCGCGUGCUAGGUAUUCUUAAGGUCUCAGCUGCAAUUGGAUUUGAUGCCGGAGUUUUAUCUUGCUUGGAGUACUUAGAAGCUGCACCAUGGUCAGAAGAUGAGGAGGAAAAGGUAGCUUCACUCUUGUCAGAGCUUAGGCUUGAAGGAGUGGGGGCUGAUGAAGUUUUAAAGAGAGUUUCUGCAGAUGUAAAUCCAAGGAAUGAUGAUGAACAUGAUAAUGAAGAACUACUUCUCAAGCUAUUACGUGUAGUUCUUGAAGGAAAAGAUGAGAAAGCUAGAAGAGAGAUGAAAAGUUUGUUAGUCAAAAUGUUGCGUGAGAAUUCAUCGCAUGACCUGAGGAAGGAAUCGAUAUACUCAGCUUGUGACAGGUGCCUGCAAUUGCUCCGGAAACACUUUCUAUUGGCAGCUGAAGCAAACUUUGAAAGUGUAGGCCAGAUAUCUCGCCAGGCUGAUAAUUUGCAUUGGCUGUUGGAUAUACUGAUCGAUCGACAGCUUGCUGAGGACUUUCUAAAGACAUGGGCCUCACAGUUGGAAUUGUCUGAGGUGCAUUCUAAAGUUCCUGCCAUUCACAGAUAUGAAAUUAGCAGGGUUACAGCUAGACUGUUUGUUGGGAUUGGAAAGGGCCAGCUUUUGGCUUCAAAAGAGGCUAGGUGCUCGCUAUUGCAGACAUGGUUGGUGCCGUUUUAUGAGGACUUUGGAUGGAUGAGGAGGGCCACAAAGGGUCUCGACCGGCAUCUGAUAGAGGAAGGCCUAAGCAACACUAUAUUGACUUUACCAAUGACAUGGCAACAAGAUAUUUUCAUGUCAUGGUUUGAUCAGUUUGUAAAUUGUGGUGAUGAUUGUCCUAAUAUACAAAGAGGGUUUGAGGUUUGGUGGCGGAGAGCAUUCUGGAGGCGAAGCCAAGAGCCUGAGAAACCUCCUCAACUGCGAAUUAUGGCUGCCAGCAUAGAGAAUUCAUGAUCUUACAUGGGGAAAGAAAUCAAGAAAUAAGUCGAAGGAGUAAUUCGCCUGAUUUUAACAAUUGAGUUGUCGAAUCAAUUCCUGACUGUUUCCUUCUGAUAAUAUGGUUUUCAGUGCAGCUGGAGCCUGGAACUGGAAUGCUUUUUCUGAACAAAAUCUAUACUUCACUAUGACGCACCCACAAAUCCAGGUAAAAAAAUCAAACUUAAGCUGCUGGACUCAUGAUUUUAACUUCAAGUCAUUAAUGUUGAGCGAAGAAUGCACUCGGAUUUAGCUACUGUACGAGAAAAAGCAAAGCUAGAAAUGUGCAUUUCUAUUGCCAAUGUGCCUUACUUGAUUCAUGUUAUGUGAUUGCUUUGCUCUUUCAUGUUAGGCUGUAAUUGUUGCAUGUCCUGAAAGUUUUCCUUGUAUGAUCUUUUACUUGUCCCACGUUCUGCUACGAGGAUAAAGCCUUUUGUCCUCAAUAUUUUCUUCUGAAUAUUAUUACUAUUCUCAUCCUUGCAAAUCAA
This is a messenger RNA of Andrographis paniculata, 2768 nucleotides long. Its product is annotated as BTB/POZ domain-containing protein At1g63850-like. The coding region runs from base 313 to 2259 and encodes 648 amino acids. The transcript has 3 exons. Gene Ontology annotation, molecular function: protein binding. The record is from RefSeq and is a predicted model, not a curated record. NCBI's taxonomy places the organism in Eukaryota, Viridiplantae, Streptophyta, Magnoliopsida, Lamiales, Acanthaceae.